Messenger RNA from Anastrepha ludens (Mexican fruit fly), 3578 nucleotides. Its product is annotated as elongation of very long chain fatty acids protein AAEL008004. The record is from RefSeq and is a predicted model, not a curated record. Gene Ontology annotation, biological process: fatty acid elongation, monounsaturated fatty acid; fatty acid elongation, saturated fatty acid; sphingolipid biosynthetic process. Gene Ontology annotation, molecular function: fatty acid elongase activity. Gene Ontology annotation, cellular component: endoplasmic reticulum membrane. NCBI's taxonomy places the organism in Eukaryota, Metazoa, Arthropoda, Insecta, Diptera, Tephritidae. Bases 1220 to 2377 code for a protein of 385 amino acids. The transcript is spliced from 11 exons.
AUGCGAAGCCGACUGAAUUUUCCCAAUUUUUGCAUCAAGUUAGUGUGUGGCAAAAGACCAACGUAAACUCUCUCGUAUGUACUGGGAGGCUUCAGUGGCGUCGCAAUGCGUCGCUAGCGACGUUAACGUCUCCACAAGGGAACGCCGUCUGGCAAAAUUGCGGAGACGGGUUCACGCUCUCUCCACCAGACGUAUACACUUCAGUUUGAUUUUUGCUUUAGGUUGUGGCUGAUGAAGUGACAUACACACGCGAAAAAAAUUAUCAGCUAACUUACGCUGAACGGUGUUAAAUUUUUUUCUUAGUGAACUCAGCAUAAUUUUUAACAACCAAUAUUCAAUGUGGUUAUAGAUAAAUCAGCACAAAAGUGGAAAAAAUAGAGGCAAUAAUGCGAAGCGAAAAUUAAACAAAAAAAUCGCAAAGUAAUUAAAGAGUUUUAAUAUAUUUUAGUGAAAAAAGCAUUUUUUGUAGAGCAAAAAGUUUCCUUUUUAACUAAAAUCGUUAGUGUUCUACUUCGUUUCGUUUAUUUCGACUUUCGGUUUUAGCUUCUUCGGGUUUCUCGUGUGCGACGAUAAACUGAAAAUUUGAAAAGAAAAGAAGUUAUGAAAUAUUUAGUUGAGCGUCUAUAGUAAAUAUCUUAACGCCCAAGCCAGCAUACGUACAUACAGCAAAUAACAGCGCAGCUGUCAGACUUGAAAGCAGAAAGUGGCAGCGGAGCUAUUAGUGAGGAGGAAGAGGACGAAGACUAACGAACGUGAAAAGAAGGCGCGUGUGCGGAAGGCGUGUACGAAUGUAAAUAUUCUUAAAACAUGACGUAUAAAUCUUAAACCAUAGCUUACCAUAACGCCAGCCAAUGAAUCAAUUUAGCAACCACCCACGAUAGCGAAAGCAACAAUAAAACAACUUUACGGCAACAUUUACAUAGUUAAAUAGCAACAGUAGUUGCAAAAGCAGUAAAGCAAAAGUAAAAGUCUAGUUAAAGCAAUACAUGUAAUGCAACAACAAGAACAAAAAUUACUGUAAACAAAUUUCCAUACAAAAGUCAACGGGCAGCAAGCCGUGAGGAAACGAAAAAAGCGGCAGUCUGAGUACAACGAGAGCAGCAAGAAUCAGUGAAAAUCAACGCUGUGUGCAGUGAACAGCAAUUAGCACCAAUAACAACAACCUAAGGAACAAUCGGAAUUCCGGCAUAUACAUACAAAUACUACCACAGUUAGCACAAUGGCCUUAAUUAUGAAAUACAUUGACAGUAUGCAACGAUACAUAGACUCACAUGGCGAUUCAAGGACGAAGGAUUGGCCGAUGAUGUCAUCACCAUUCCCAACACUUGCAGUUUGCCUCACAUAUGUUUAUUUAGUUAAGGUGCUUGGGCCGCGAUUAAUGGAGAAUCGUAAACCAUUCCACUUACAAAACACACUGAUACUCUACAAUGCAGCGCAAGUGAUAUUUAGUGCAUGGCUGUUUUAUGAGAUAGCAAUUUCCGGUUGGCUAACGGGGCAUUAUAACUUCCGAUGUCAGCCAGUCGAUUAUAGUAAUAACCCUAGAACAUUAAGGAUGGUACACGCGUGUUGGUGGUACUACUUUUCCAAAUUCACCGAGUUCAUGGAUACGAUCUUCUUUGUGCUGCGCAAGAAGACAAGCCAAGUAACAACGCUUCAUGUUAUACAUCAUGGCUGCAUGCCGAUGUCCGUCUGGUUUGGUGUCAAGUUCACACCAGGUGGUCACAGCACUUUCUUCGGCCUACUCAACACGUUCGUGCACAUCGUUAUGUACACCUAUUACAUGUUUUCGGCCAUGGGUCCACAAUACCAGAAGUACUUGUGGUGGAAAAAAUACUUGACUACGCUGCAGAUGGUUCAAUUUGUGCUGAUCAUGGUGCACGCCUUCCAAUUGCUCUUCAUCGAUUGCAACUAUCCAAAGGCGUUCGUUUGGUGGAUCGGCAUGCACGCUGUGAUGUUCUUCUUCCUGUUCAAUGAAUUUUACAAGAACGCUUACAAGGGACGUCGCACGAAACACAAAAACUUAUUGAUGUUUAUUUUGCAGCGCAAAGAGAAGGACGACGAUAUUGAUGUGAAGCAAUCGAACAAAGUCGAUGGUGAGGAGCAGAAAGCGUUACAAUCAAACGGUUACAUCAGUAAUGGUAUUGUCUGUAAUGGUAAUAUUGCCAAUGGACUCACAAAGAAUGGCUACAAAACAGCGUCGGCAUCGCUGGCCAAUGGCAGCGGCGCCAGCAUGAAUGGCAGCGUCAAGACAGCAACGGCGAAUGGCAGCGUGCACAAGAGUGGAGAAGCGCCGCUGUUAGCCAAUGGGCAUAGCAAAAUGGGUGGUGAACUUUCGGCGCAGCUGACGCAACGGAAAUUGCAACAAACACAAAAAUAAUAUAGGGUAAUAGGCGCAGCCAUCAAUGCUACGACGACGGCGACGUCGACGUCAGCAACGGCUAAGCAAACAAUACAAAAAGCUAAGAAACCACAAAUGCAAAAACAAAACAAAGCAAAAAAACAAACAUAAAAACCAAACAAGGUUGGGAAGAAAAGGAAAACAAAAAAAAUAUAUAUAUAAAAUUUGAAAUUAAUUAAUUAUUAGUUAUUACAAGAGGAAAUUAAAGUGUAAAAGGCAAAGAAAAAUAGAAACAACAAACAAUAAGGUGAAACAGAGAAGAAAAAAUUAAUAAGCAUUAGUUUUUUUAUUAUCAGAUAUACAUACAUACAAUACAUACAAAUCAAUUUAUAAAUUUAUACACAUACACACAUAUGCCAUGCAUAAACACAUUCAACAUACACACACACACGUAUACACCUGUGCAUAUGUACACAUGCCAGCAGGCACAUACAAAAAGAUCACUUUUUUUGUAUGUACCGUUAAGAAAUUAAUUUAAAAAACUUUUGCAAACGCUGGCAAUUCGGCAAAACCAUUAAAACAAGGAUAAUCAGAGCUGUGCACUUUGGUAACUAAUCAAAAUAUAUCAAGUUUAACGACUUUUUCUGCAAAGAAAAAAUUUUGAAUAAAUAUGCAAACGCAUAAUAUUUUUUAAAGAGAUAAAGAGCUUUCAGCCGAUCGUUAACAGGCGUAACACUUAUUAAUGACAGCACUUGUUUUGAUGAAAGCUCAUUUUAUGCUCUAUAAAUUAGGAAAAAGUGGAAACAUAAAUUUUAAAAUAAAUAAAUAACAAAUUUAAAAUGCCAAAAGCAUGAUGAACCUGUUGCUGAGCUGCAAAAUAAAACCAGCUUCAAAGUAAAGCGAAUAGUUCCACUAAGCGACGGAAAUUAGAAAAGCUGUGGAAAAUUAAAUUUUGCAGAUUAGUCAAAUUUGCCUUUGAGACAACUGAAAUGUUUUGAUAUGCUGCGAGGAAAAUUGACAUAUACUUUCAUCUAAAUGUAGUCUUCAUUUACUUAAUUUAUUCGAUGAGCAAAACUUAUGAAGUAUUUUCGAAUUUCAAUUCAAAUUCAAAAUUCUAAAUAUUUGAUGCCGUUUGAGAUAAAUCAUAUGGCCCUAUUCGCAUUUCACGUGCAAUAAGCUGCCGAAAUGCAUGUAAAAUUCUUGGCCGUGAAAUAGGCGAGAAAUUUCACAAAUUUUUUGA